Molecule: messenger RNA, 336 nt
Organism: Emiliania huxleyi CCMP1516
Lineage: Eukaryota; Haptophyta; Isochrysidales; Noelaerhabdaceae
Exons: 1
Coding region: 1-336 (111 amino acids)
Source: RefSeq, a predicted model, not a curated record
AUGGCGUACGUCAAGAAGCGAAAGGACGAGUACAAGGCUAAGAUGAUAAUUGUGGACGAACCGGAAGAGGAGGUCGAAGCCCAGGAGGAGGAGGAGCCCCAGGAAAAGCCGCCCUGCUGCACGCCGCCAUCAAUCUCGAUACCCAAGUGCUCGAUGCCAUCCUGCAAGUGCUUCUCGAAAGGAGGCGAGGAGCCGCCGGCUGAGGCGCUAGCCGAGUCGGCACCGGGUCCGCCGGAGGGCACCGUCGCCUCCGCCAUCGCCUCGCUCGAGCAGAAGGCCGGGGCGGAUCUCGACGGCGAUGGCAAAGUUGGCGCCGUUGCGGGCGCGCCGGCUUAG